GAGAGGUCAGGUGGGGCAGGAGAUGAUGAUGGCGGCGGCAGGAGAGCCGCCGCGGGGCGGUGUGAAGGCGAGAUCCCGCCGGAGACGCGCAGGAAAUAAACUAUCAAGUAUUUUGAAAAAUGAAGAUGUAGCACAAAGGAGGGCAGCACUUGAGGCUGCUAUUAAAAAGAAGUUUGAAUAUGAGAAAAAAGCUCUGCGUGUUGUUGAACAGCUAUUGGAGGAAGAUAUUACAGAAGAGUUCCUUGUGAAUUGCGGAAAUUUUAUUACUCCAUCUCACUAUAAGGAUGCUGUGGAGGAGCGUUUUAUCAUCAAACUCUGUGGCUAUCCUUUAUGUCGAAAUAGGCUAAAAAAUGUGCCAAAACAGAAGUACAGAGUUUCAACAAAAACAAACAAAGUUUAUGAUAUUACAGAAAGGAAGUGUUUUUGCAGCAAUUUUUGUUACAGAGCAUCUAAAUAUUUUGAAGCUCAGAUUCCCAGAAGUCCAGUGUGGAUGCGAGAAGAAGAAAGACCACCAGAUAUAGAACUGCUGAAGGAAGGGCAAAGUGGCCGGUCUGGGGAAGAAGUAAAACUACAUGAUGAAGUCAUUAAAGUCUCAGAUAUUGAAAAUCCUAAGACAUCAGCAAGCCAGUGUGACUCUGGUUCCCAUAGCACAUAUAGUAACAGCAGCAGUGAUACUGAACAAGAAUUUGUUUCCUCUAUUCUACCAGAAAAUCGAUCAAAUGCAACCAGUCUGCUGCAACCAUUGCACAAAAAAAGUAUACUCAAAAAGAAGCCUGUUCAAAAUAUAAACUCCACGCAUAGAGAUGGAGACCAUAGAGUAAUAAAUGUCACUGAACAAUUAAGUGAGUGCAAAUUAGAUAUCCAGAAAAAGAAGAGUUCUUGUUCUGUUACUGGCAUUUCUUCAGACACUAUUAUAUUGGAAAACUUAAAAAAUCCAGAAAACUGUGAAAGUAGGUGUAAUGGUUCACAAGUAGUUCUGCUAGGUGUGAGCAAAAAGGGGGCAGAACAACUCAAAAAAAUACUUGCUAAAUCAAAGCAGCAUAUCAAACCUGAAAUGAGUGCGCCAGUUGAUUCCCAUACUGCUACACAUAAUGUGUUAGAUGUGCUUAAGCAGACUUUUAUUGAAUGGAGGACUGAAGAAACUUACAAGUUUCUUUGUGGUUCCAGCUAUACUACUGUACACUUACCAGAACACACAUCUGCUGUCAACUGUGAGAAAGAAAAACUUGAUGAGGAUGACUUAGAAACAGCAGAUGACCUUAAUGACACUGCUGCUGCUACAAGGGAAUCGAAAAACAGUUUGAACCAGUCUUUGCCUUUUGGGGGCACAGGUGCAACAGUUAAACCUUUGCCUAGCUAUGGAAAACUAAAAGAAGAAACAGAACUAUUAGGACUAAGAGUAAAGGAAUUCUAUAAAGGAAAAUGCCCCUUGACUGAAGAAGCAACAACACAGGUGGAAGGAGCAGAGCAUCCUAGCAGUGUUAAAGAAGAUCAGCAGGGUGAUCCCAUCCUCCCGCUUGUAGAUUCUCAUGCCCAAAUGCAGAUUCGAAAGCAGAUAGUACUUGAAAAAUUGAGAAAAGUAUUGCCUGCAGUUUUGGGCCCUCUUCAGAUUACACCAGGUGAUGUUUACAUGGAACUGAAAAAUCUUGUGAAAACUUUCAGGUUAACAAAUACAAAUAUUAUUCACAAAAUUCCAGAAUGGACCCUCAUUGCUGUUGUGUUGUUAUCAGCACAACACACCUUAGAGCAAGUCAGCUGGAUGCUAUUUUGGAUAACAAUUCUAUUGAUAGGUUGUCACAGAUUAUUCCAGUCUUUGCAAAUUCUCAACAGAGUCCAGUAUAUACACAGUUCCUGUCCACAUUACUUGAAGAAUUGCAUUUCACUAAAGAAGAUCUUGAAAGUUUAACAAGAAUAUUUAGACAUGGCAGCAUGCCUGAAUGAAUGAUGAUGAUCUCAAACCUCCUUUUUUGCACCUGAAGUUGGUAUUGAAGUAUUGCUAUAGUGAACAAUAUUUUUUUUCUUUUUAGAGUUGAAAUUAAGCAUUUUACUUUGCAUCCUGUACUUUCAUGUCUGUUUCUUAUGAAGGUGUUCUGAAAUCUUCUUGGACAAGCUAAGUAGCACAGCUUUAGUUCAAGGUAUAGAUGAAGCUAAAAUAAGUUUUUAUACGCUCUGAAAAUUGUCUGAGGAAAAAGUAGUAAGGAUCUCCAUUUUUUGUUUCAUUGCUAAAUCUUAAGGCAAGCUGUGCCCACAAGAUUAGGGGAAAGAAAGAAAGAAAGAAGACGGAGCACGUACCAGUCUCAUGGAAGGCAGGGUACCAUUACUGGCAUCUUUUCUGCUGUUUUCCUGCACUGAGCAGCAUUCUCCAGCAGAAUGCUGAGAAGAGCAGCAAAAAUUUCUCGUCUACAGCCACCUCACCCACCCCCCCAGUGGCUUGUAUAUCUAUUUUUGCUACUUACGAAGAUUGGUUUGGGUUAGAAUUUCUGUAACAUUUGAGAAUUGAAAACUGAUUGUGUAGCUGUUCAUAGUUUGGCUUGCAAGAAAUUCAUGGUUUAUUUUUGAAUAAUUAAAAAGACCUCAUUUGAGCUUUAUUUCAAUAGUCAUUAAAUUUAUUUUGUGAUUGAUGCACUGUUUAGCUUUUCAGAUCAAGACCAUCAUGACAUGCUCACAGUGUUAAGCCGAUUAAUAAACAUGCUUUGAAACCAAA
Chelonoidis abingdonii (Abingdon island giant tortoise) is the source of this 2704-nucleotide messenger RNA. The record is from RefSeq and is a predicted model, not a curated record. Lineage: Eukaryota; Metazoa; Chordata; Testudines; Testudinidae.